AUGUUGAGAGCCUUCUUGGGUUUGCCUGAGGAGGUCACCGAUCCUUCGGCCCCCAGGGUCACUGCAUACUCGCUGCGAGGCACUUGCUUGGGCUGGGGAGGUAAGUUCGGGUUCGACGAGGACCUGAAAAGCAUCUUGGGGAGGCAUGCUUCCUCAGUCAAGACAACGCAAGCCAUCUACAGCAGAGAGCUGUCGGCGGCGCCGGUGAGGCGGCUUCAGGACAUGAUUAGGGAGGUUGCAGCGGGGAACUUUUUCCCUGAUAACAGCCGCUCGAGUUACUUCCCGAGGCGAGCCGCUAGUGAUGGGGCGUCCCCGUCCAAAGGAGCUGAGAAGCCCGACCCUGUCAAAGUUGAGGUGGUCAGCAGCGACGAUUCCGAGGCAGGGAACUCUGUGUCUUCAGACAAUGAGUGCAGCGACUCUUCCCAGUCAUCGCAGUCCUCCUCCUCGUCAUCUGCGAGCGAGGCGGUCCAGCCUGCUGUUCGCAGGUGGAAGCGAGCUAAAGUCGAGGUGCCAGACCAGGUGUGGUAUGUGAACACUUCGAGUGGGGUCUUGCAUCUGCUAGCUAGCCCCGAUGAUGUUCCGAUGCUGCUCGCAUGUGGGCGGCCCGUAAGUGGGAACUAUCGUGAAGCGACGAGAGCCGAAGUCAGUCGUGGCAAAGAGUGUUUGCACAUGACAUGUGAGAUUCUUAGCUACUUGCUUGUGGGCCUCAGUCGCGAAAGCCUCAGGGCACUCGCGGACCAUGGGAUCGAUACUUUGAGCAAGCUGGCUUACUCUUGCGGUCAACCGAGCACUCCUUUGCCUCAAUCUGAGUUUGAUGACUUCAUUUCCACAGUAAUGCCGGCGGCACUCUUGGGUGAGAAAGGAAGCGUGAAGCGACUUCUUUUCGAGAGUCAGGCACUCUUGCUUAAUGACCUCAGGGAACAGGUGACCCAGCCCGAUAAGUGGUCUACACGUGACGUCCCGACAGUUGAGCGUCAGAAGAGGAUGGAAGCAGUGCGUGCCAGCAUACCGGGUGUUGUGCUUGAGGGGUCAUUGGAGCCCUCCCACGGGCUCUUGAAUGCAGCUUGUCGAAUGGAAAGAGAGGGGCAGCUUCGCUGCAUAGCCCCCGAGCAGUGUGGCACUCGCAUGUAUGAGAUUCAGAAUGUCAAGGCCCAGAGUAAAGUCCUGUCUUUGGAGGAGGGCAAGUUGGCGAUUUCUGAGGAGAAAGGGUUGCCCGAAGUUGCCUGCGGGUCAGCUUUGUUAUUGCAGGAGGCUCUGAAGCGCCGAGGUGUGGCUCUCCAGUUCGCCGGUGUCGCCAGCUAUGUGGCUCAUGAACGUUAUGUGCUCAAACUCUUUGGGCAUAUGGGGCGAGAGCCCCCUCCAGGCUAUGCCAGGACCAGUGUGCACCAACUCCUUACGGCAGACAGGCAGGUUUGGACGCGAAUGAUCGAAAACGAGAUCAGUCCGAAGAGGAGUGCAGAUGGGACGUACCCUGUCGAUCGGGCUUUGCUCCCCACACUUGAGACAUUCGAUGUUACUGUAGCUCUCCUUCCGCGAAAGUCAGAGGAAAGCAAGAAGAGGGUCGCCACGCCACAUAAGCCCGGGGUUGAGAGGGAUCCCAAAAUCACGAAGCCCACCAAGGGCAAAGGGAAGGGCAAGAAGGGCACUUGGCAGCCCAGUGUGCCAGAGGCCAUCCGUAAGCUGGGUGGAGUUGCCGAGACUCCUGAUAAGAAGCGCAUUUGUUUCUCCAGGAAUCUGCCAUGCGGCUGCACUCAGGAUCCGUGCCCCAAAGGCUUGCAUGUCUGUGCAUUGUGCUUUGCGCCUGACCAUGGUCUUCAGGAGUGUCCGAAGAGAAAGAAGUGA
Symbiodinium sp. CCMP2592 is the source of this 1842-nucleotide messenger RNA. The record is from the annotation of a GenBank genome assembly. Lineage: Eukaryota; Dinophyceae; Suessiales; Symbiodiniaceae.